GCUGAUGCCUCGAUUAUGCCGGUAUGGAGCGUUGAUCAACCAGGAGCCAGAAACCAUGUCUUUCCGUGCUAAUUAUACCGGCAUCCAACCAACAUCUCGAACGUCUUUGCGGAGUGAAACACCUUUGGUCCCUGUGGCUCUACAUGAUAUAUUAAAGUUGCUGCAAUGUCGCACAUAACGUACGUCGAGAUUCAUCGAUAUCUCCCUCAGGGAGUCAAGCGGAUCAUUGCGCAUGGCGGCGGUUGCUGGAUUGGCGAAGUCGACGAAACGACGGUCCUCAAGUAUCCGCACACUCAGGAGGAGAUGAAAUGGGUUCAGAUCGAAGCGAAGAUUCUGAGUGUUCUCGGACGCCAUCCUCGUAUCAUCCAGUCGAAGGGUAUAAGCAAAGAUGGCCUUUUCCUGGAGUUUGCCCCAAAUGGCAAUCUGCACGACUACCUCUCCGCUCACUCAGAGCUAUCUCUCGAGCGACGCCUAUCCUGGUGUAUACAAGCCACCGAAGCCGUAUCCUAUAUCCACUCAAAGCGAGUCCUCCACUGCGACCUCCGCCACGAUAACUUCCUGCUUGAUGCCAAUCUUGACCUCAAGCUCGCCGACUUCCAGGGCCAGCACUUCUCUACGGACGGAGAGAUCCUUCUAGACGGCCUCUCCCUCGAAUCUACCAAGGCAUAUCUACCCCGCAAACCGGCAGAUCACGCAAGCAUAAAGACGGAUCUAUUCGCCCUCGGAAGUGCCAUCUACUUUAUCAUGAUGGGCCAUGAAGUGUUCCCGGAUCUGGACAACUCCAAAGACGAAGACGAAAUCGAGCGUCGAUUCCGCGCCGGGGAGUUUCCCACCGAUCCGCACGUAUGCGCUACUAUCGCCGAGAAAUGCUGGAAACAGCUCUACUCGUCGGCGCGACAAAUUCUGGCCGACCUAGAGGCUGUGCGGUAUGCCAUCGCGCGCGGCGAGACGCUGUAUUCUGUCGCCAAAUACGUCGUCCCUGUUCCGGACAAGGACGUUUUGGCCCCGGCGACAUCGUGGCUAAGUGGCCUCUGCGAUGAGAGGCAGAUGCCGAAGGUACCACCGCCAUAUCGUCAGCUUAUAGGCUUUAGUUAAAACAUUAUAAUACGCUAUCUAAUUCUAAAGAAAUAUUAUAAAGAAGAAGAAGAAGUUUAGAUAUAAGAGAUGAG
Messenger RNA from Trematosphaeria pertusa, 1169 nucleotides. Its product is annotated as kinase-like protein. Gene Ontology annotation, biological process: innate immune response; cell surface receptor protein tyrosine kinase signaling pathway; cell differentiation. Bases 166 to 1095 code for a protein of 309 amino acids. The record is from RefSeq and is a predicted model, not a curated record. Gene Ontology annotation, molecular function: non-membrane spanning protein tyrosine kinase activity; ATP binding; signaling receptor binding. The transcript has a single exon. Gene Ontology annotation, cellular component: extrinsic component of cytoplasmic side of plasma membrane. Lineage: Eukaryota; Fungi; Ascomycota; Dothideomycetes; Pleosporales; Trematosphaeriaceae.